Molecule: messenger RNA, 3602 nt
Organism: Branchiostoma belcheri (Belcher's lancelet)
Lineage: Eukaryota; Metazoa; Chordata; Leptocardii; Amphioxiformes; Branchiostomatidae
Product: heterogeneous nuclear ribonucleoprotein U-like protein 1
Exons: 20
Coding region: 135-2924 (929 amino acids)
Molecular function (GO): protein binding
Source: RefSeq, a predicted model, not a curated record
GGCUUCUUGUUGCAGAUUCUGGUCACGCGGAGCUAAGGAGGAUACUUAUAUUUUCAAAAUUGGUGGCAUAUUUGCAUCGUUUUGUACCGAAUCUGCCCAUUUUAGUUUGUUCUAGUAUCUAAGUCUGCCUCAGCAUGUCUCUGAAUCCGGCUAAGAUGAAGGUGGCCGAGCUGAAGGCCGAGUUAGACGCGCGCGGCUUGGAUUCGAAAGGGUUGAAAGCUCAGCUUGUGGAACGUUUGCAGGAGGCCCUGGCUGUAGAGGCUUCUCUGGAGUCUGCACCCGGCGCAGGCGGCGAGGAGGAAGAAGUGGAGGAAGCAGAAGAAGCCGGAGAGUCGGAGGAAGGCUCGGAGGAAUACGAAGAAGAAGGCGGAGGGGUCGAAGAAGAGGAGGAGCCCGUCGCGGAAGAGCCCGACGCGUUCCAACAACAGCAGUACCAAGAAGAAAGCAUGGAGUCUGCCGACGCCGCGGCCGCCGAGGAGCAGGGCGGAUACGAACAGUACCAGGAGGAACCCCAGGUCCCCGCAGAGGAAGAACCGCAGGAGCAGUGGGGAGAAGAUGCAGCUGAGACAAGUGAGGAACCUGAGAUCGCGCCACAGGAAACACCUGCGGAACAGGAAACACCUGUAGAACAGGAAACACCUGCGGAGGAACCCCAGGAAACAAGUGUGAACGAUAACGCUGACUCAGCAGAACCCGAGGUGACACCCGAGCCAGCAUACACAGGUACAGAGGCAACAGAGGGCCAUGACCAAGAUUACAUGGAAGGUCCCGAGGGUGAUGGGGAGGGUGAACCUGCACCACCUGGGACAGGGGGCAAACAGAAGGUGAUGAGCUAUGAGGAGAGGAAGAGGAAGCGUGAGGUUGACCAGGCUGUCGCUGCUGAAUACCAGGACGACAGGGACGACUACAGGGCUCCUCGUCCUCCACCAGUUGAAGAAGAAGAAGAUGACAUUGAUGAGAACACGGUUGUUCUCGACAAAUACAACUCUGAUCUGCACUUCAAGAUCUCCCGUGACGGUCUGAAGGGGUACCCGCUGAAUGUGGAGGGCUUUGCGUUCCUGUGGGCCGGGGCGCGGGCCACUUGGGGCGUCAAGGCGGGCAAGGUGUGCUUCGAAGUCAAGAUAACGGAAGACCUUGAUGUGAAGCACCUCCCAACGGAUGAGCCAGACCCAGUGGUCAGCAGGGUGGGCUGGUCCAUCGACUAUUCAAGCAUUCAGCUGGGGGAGGAGCCCUUCUCAUAUGGUUAUGGUGGCACAGCCAAAGCCUCGGCAUCCUGCAAGUUUAAGGACUAUGGGGAGCGGUUUGGUGCUGGGGAUGUGCUGGGGUGCUAUGUGGACUUCACGGCUGCCCAGCCCACCAUUUCCUUUACCAAGAACGGGGAGGACCAGGGAGAAGCGUUUGUGAUUGAGGAGGACCUGGAAGGUCGCGGUCUCUUCCCGCAUGUUCUGUGUAAGAACCAGUCUGUGGAGUUCAACUUUGGGCAGCUGGAGGAGCCUUGGUUUCCCCUGAAGGAAGGGUUUGAGCUGAUCGAAAAGAUCGCGGUGGAGGAGAGGGUGAGAGGAACCAAGGGGCCAGAAGCUAAGAAGGAUGCAGAGACUGCAGGGAAGUCAACCGGUCCGGAGAUGCUGCUGAUGGUCGGCCUGCCAGGUGCUGGGAAGACUUACUGGGCAGAGAACCACAUGAAGGCCAACCCUGAGAAGAAGUACAACAUCCUGGGCACCAACUACAUCAUGGACAAGAUGAAGGUUAUGGGUCUGCCCCGUAAGCGGAACUACGCUGGUCGCUGGGACGUUCUGAUCCAGACUGCCACCAAGUGUCUGAACAGGAUUAUUGAGAUCGCCUGCCGCAAGAAGCGCAACUUCAUCCUGGACCAGACUAAUGUGUAUGCGUCAGCAAGGAGACGAAAAAUGACCCCUUUUGAGGGUUUCCAACGCAAAGCUAUCGUAGUAGUGCCGACCGAUGAGGAAUACAAAAAAAGGUGUGAGAAGCGUACGUCAGUUGAGGGCAAGGAGGUUCCAGACGAAGCCGUGUUGGAAAUGAAAGCCAACUUCACCCUGCCCCAUCCUGGGGACCUGUUCGAGACUGUGGAGUACAUAGAGUUGCAGGAGACUGAGGCAGAGAAGCUUGUUGACACGUAUCGCGAGGAGGGCCGAAAGUACGGGCCUCCGCCCAAACGCUUCCGGGACCAGCGUGGUGGCAGGCCAGGUGGGUUUGACCGUUUCCGCCAGAACCAAAGGGGUGGUUAUGGCCGUGGAGGCUAUGGCGGAGGUGGUGGCUACCGCGGUGGUCGUGACUGGAGAGGCGGCGGCGGUGGUUACCGUGACAACUACCGUAACCAGGGUGGUUACCGUGACAACUACCGAGGUGAUCGGGACAGACAGCGAAGUGACAGAGGUGGUCGCGACUCAUGGGGCAGUCGCGACAAAGGCAGAUCUUAUAACCAAGGCCGAUAUAACCAGGGUGGUGGCUACGGUGGUGGUUACAACCGGGACCGUGGGUAUGGAUCAGGUGGCUACAACCGGGAUCGUAGCUAUGGAAAUGGCAACUACAACCAGGGCGGUGGGUACAACCGCUACAACCAGGGCAGCGGAGGUGGUUACAACAGGGGCAGCUCAUCGGACGGGUCCUACGGGAGCUACAGCCAGCAAGGCUACGGCUCCCAGCAGGGGUAUGACCAGUCUGGGUACGGGAACUACAACCAGGGAAGCUACAGUGGCUACAACCAGUCUGGCUACAACCAGCAGGGAUACGGACAGAACUAUAACCAACAGUACCAACAGUACCAGCAGCAGUACCAACAGUAUCAGCAGCAAUACCAGCAGUACUACGGCAACCAGAACCAGCAGAGCCAGCAGCAGCAGUACCCCAACUACUACAACUACAACUACAACCAGAGCUCUGGUGGCAGCAGCUCUUCCCGCUAAACCCAACACCCAGCCAACCCCAGGCGCACAGGUGUGGGCCCUGUAGUGCAUUCCAUCCACCCAUCUACGGUGAUGUUUGUGAGCCUCUCAAGGGGCGACUGAUGUAAUUAUGUAGACUCUAGUUCAUGUAUCUUCCAUACUCGUCGAUCUGUAAGAAAUUUUGGCUGAGAAAAACGUCUUGCCACUAUGCUUAGAGAUUGAAACUGGUGUUUGAUGAAAUCCCUGUUGUAAAUAGAAAACAAGCUUGCUUCUCAGUUUGAACAGAAUUAAAACCAUGGCAUCUUGCUGAAAUUGUUUCUAAGAUAAGUAAAAAGUGUUCAUGUUUUGCACGUGUCCUAAUCGUCUCCAGCACAGAUUGAGAAAAUCAACUUGUAGGAACUUGUAUCUCAUGAAGUGUGUAUCCAUGAUCACUUGCGCAGUUUAUGUUCUCAGACAGUGUAGUAGAUUUUGCACCUGAUCGCAGCUACGUGGAAAUCUUUUAGUAGUUUUCUUGAGCUUUAGUUAUUCCUUUUUAAGAGAUUUUAAAGAUAAGACCUGGCAAACCGAUGAUGUACCGAAGAGAAAGUAAUUCUGUAAUCAGUGAGUAGCAACACUGAGGAGAAAUUGUAAGGAUAAAGCUGUUGUCAACUGUUGAUUUACCAGUACCAAUAAACUGGUGGUUUGCCAUCACAACUGUCA